UUUGCCCUUACUAGACAUGGCGCUGGCCAGUGUGUUGGAGAGGCCGCUACCGGUGAACCGGCGCGGGUUUUUCGGACUCGGGGGUCGUGCAGAUCUCCUGGACCUGGGUCCCGGAAGUCCCAGUGAUGGGCUGAGCCUGGCCGCGCCCAGCUGGGGUGUCCCAGAGGAGCCGAGAAUCGAAAUGCUUCAUGGAACCACCACCCUGGCCUUCAAGUUUCAACAUGGAGUCAUUGUUGCAGCGGACUCCCGGGCCACAGCGGGUGCCUACAUUGCCUCCCAGACAGUAAAGAAGGUGAUAGAGAUCAACCCCUACUUGCUGGGCACCAUGGCUGGAGGGGCAGCCGAUUGCAGCUUCUGGGAGCGGCUGCUGGCUCGGCAAUGUCGAAUCUAUGAACUUCGAAACAAGGAACGCAUCUCGGUAGCAGCUGCCUCCAAGCUGCUGGCCAACAUGGUGUAUCAGUAUAAGGGCAUGGGGCUGUCCAUGGGCACCAUGAUCUGUGGCUGGGAUAAGAGAGGCCCUGGCCUCUACUAUGUGGACAGUGAAGGAAACCGGAUCUCAGGGACCACCUUCUCUGUAGGUUCUGGCUCUGUGUAUGCUUAUGGGGUCAUGGAUCGGGGCUACUCCUAUGACCUGGAGGUGGAAGAGGCCUAUGAUCUGGCCCGACGAGCCAUCUACCAAGCCACCUACAGAGAUGCCUACUCAGGAGGUGCGGUCAACCUCUACCAUGUCCGGGAGGAUGGCUGGAUCCGAGUCUCCAGUGACAAUGUAGCUGAUCUACAUGACAAGUAUAGUGGAUCUGCCCCCUGAAGGAGGGUGGAUGUGGCUAUUUUGCAUUUGUUGGGGGGGUGACUUUCGUUGGUAAUCUGGGUAUAGCACCCCAUCCUAUAGUGGAGGCGUCCCCGAUUAUAUUGAUAAUUUUGUUAAGCUCUGGUGCGUUGACCUCUGUGUUUCCAGUUGUUAAUGAGAUGCUGCAGAGGUGAUUAUUUGUUUUACUUUCUUGGAUGUCAACAUUACACUACUCGACUUCA
Messenger RNA from Diceros bicornis minor, 1029 nucleotides. RefSeq names its product proteasome 20S subunit beta 5 (gene PSMB5). The transcript has 3 exons. Gene Ontology annotation, cellular component: proteasome core complex. Lineage: Eukaryota; Metazoa; Chordata; Mammalia; Perissodactyla; Rhinocerotidae. Gene Ontology annotation, molecular function: threonine-type endopeptidase activity. The record is from RefSeq and is a predicted model, not a curated record. The coding region runs from base 17 to 808 and encodes 263 amino acids.